AUGAAAAGAUUAGUACAUAGACGAAGGGAGGCAACUUAAACAACUACUUGUUUUAGCGAACAUAAAACUGAAUAAGUUGAACCAAAAUAACAAGAUGACAGACUUAAAAAUUGGAAUAUUAUGUUUGGCAAUUUCUUAGGUGAAGGACUUGUCAGAUAAAAGAAAAGGAAUAAACACAUUGAUCCUGCUUUUUUGAGAGAAGCUCCAAUGUUUUUAGGUAACAAUGUCUACUCAAGUCCUUCAGUAAGGGGCAAUUUUGAAAAAUUCAUCAAAGGUGAAAUAUCAGCUUGUGAGUUUCUAAAACUUAAAAACUAGUCAGAAUUGCUUGAUAGACAAAGACCCAAUUCACCAAAAAAAUUUAAACUUUUCAGAAUUGAAUAAGAUGAUAGUAACGCUAGAAAUCAGCCUCAAAAAUAGAAAGGAUUCCUUAAAUUGCUGAAAGACAAAUCAGAUGAUAUCUCAAAGAAAUCAAGGAUCGAAUCUAGAUUUGGUGUUUUAAGAAAUUUAAUUGAACAUAAAAUUAAAUUAAAGGAGGAGGAAGAAAUCAUAAAAAGAAGUCGAGAAUUGAAAAAUGUCGGUGUUAUCAAAUAGAUGUACGAUAUUAGCGAUGAAUAUAUUAAACUAAUAUCAAGAAGAUAUAUGGAAAAAAAAUCAAAUCCAAUUAUAUAGAAGAAUAUUGUUAAUGGAAAUCAACUUAAACUAAUCUAACACUCAAAUCCUUAUUAAACUGUCAAAACAGCUACUUAUGAAAAUGAAACAAAAAAUAAAUAUGAUCCUCCCACUUAAACUUCAGCCAUCAAGUUUUAAAUAAAUUAAAAGGCCAAAUAAUAUAUUGAUGAAUUGUAAGUAAGAGACUUCAUCUAAAAUGAAAAAGCAAAAAAGAAGAUAUUCUUAAAUUCUUAAUAUAAAAAAAUAGUUCAUUAACAAUCUUAGUCUUUGCAUAGUCUUGGGAAUGUCAAAUAAAUAGUUCCAUUUAUUAAGUAAAAUUACUUAAAAAACUAAUACAUAAAUAAUGACUUAGAAUUGAUUAAAUAUAUAACCGAUUUUCAAGUUGAAGACCCUUUUCAUGAUAAAGAGAUCUAAUCUAAAGUGAAAAAGUCUUUGUUAAUUUCCGCAGGGAUAGUACCACACAACAAAAUUUUUAAAAUUCCAUAGAAAUUUCAUAAAUAAUCAUAUUUGAAUCUAAAAGAUGGGAUAUCACAAAAAUCAUCAAGAUCAAUUGAUGAUUCUUUAAACUCAAUUAUUAGUUUAUAAAAUAAAUUAUUGGAAAAGUAGCAUGAAGGAUUUAGUAGAACUAUAAGAACAAUUCAAAAGAAUGAAACAUUAAAGAAGGAAAUCAUUUAAUAAAAUGUCUCAAAGUUACAGGGCCUCAAAAGACUGAAAAUUGGAGAGUGAGUGUCUUGAUUAAUCUAAAUACAUAUCUUUUACAUAUGUUAAAUUUUAGAUAUGCUAA
Paramecium tetraurelia is the source of this 1453-nucleotide messenger RNA. RefSeq lists its product as uncharacterized. The transcript is spliced from 4 exons. The record is from RefSeq and is a predicted model, not a curated record. NCBI's taxonomy places the organism in Eukaryota, Ciliophora, Oligohymenophorea, Peniculida, Parameciidae.